Messenger RNA from Varroa destructor (honeybee mite), 1739 nucleotides. Its product is annotated as protein YIPF1. Gene Ontology annotation, molecular function: small GTPase binding. Gene Ontology annotation, biological process: vesicle-mediated transport. Gene Ontology annotation, cellular component: Golgi apparatus; membrane. The record is from RefSeq and is a predicted model, not a curated record. NCBI's taxonomy places the organism in Eukaryota, Metazoa, Arthropoda, Arachnida, Mesostigmata, Varroidae.
UUGAGCAAGCUAUAUGGAAAAACUGCUCAUCGCCAGCGGACGGUGGCCCGCUGUUCCCGGCUACGGGAACCCAUUCAAAUCCAACUGACAGCUUCGUCUCAUCACCAAUGUUUGGUUUUAGUAGUGUUUGUGUGUAGGUUGGACCAUUUGUGUUAAUGGUGAAAACCGCUGAUUCCUAAUGUAUUGAUUAGCUUUGUUCGAAAUUAAUUGCUUCAGCUUCGUAAAGUCGCAUACUAUUCGUUCAUAAAGAUGAGCAGCAAUAAUCCGCCUACAGCGCAGAUCAUUGAUUUCGAUAACUAUGACCCGUUUAGCGCAAAUGACAUGCUGCCCGGCGGGAUGUACGGUGCUAACAACGUAAACCCGUUCAACAUCACAGGCAACAACAACAACAAUAAUAACAACAACAGUAGUACGAACAGGACUUGGCUGAAUAACAAUACCCGUUACGCUGAUCCGCCCUUAACAACAACCACCGGACAGACGACCUUCUCGCCGACAGGCCUUGAUCGGCUACCCGGUCCCGAUGAUGGUGCACAACCAGAGAAAUCGGCUAGCAUCUUCUCCAUUAACUACUACCGGAUGUUCUUCAAUGUUCAAGGCGAUCAAGUGCUGCAAAGAGCCGCAGCCUCCCUCUAUUCACAGAAAGGACACUUGGAGCAGAAUAUUGGAGUCAGCCCUGAUCUGUACGGUCCAAUAUGGAUUGCUGUUACGCUAAUCGUUUCAUCAGCGAUCUCGCACGGUAUCGCACAGUUUAUCCAGAAUGCACCUCUUUGCGUGGCAGUAGAUACAGACAUGAGGCGGACGUCGUUCGUAGCAUCAGCGGUAUUCCUGUACACAUUCCUUCUGCCGUCUGCGCUUUGGGCCUUCCUCAAGUAUCAGGGCGUGGAACAGCGACAGCCAUUACCCAGCUAUAUGUGCCUCUACGGCUAUUCAAUGGCAAUCUUCAUACCUGUCUCCAUCAUCUGGGUAAUCCGAAUGCCAGUUGUCUCCUGGCCAGUUAUGCUCGGCGCUACAAUCAUCACCGGCUAUUCUCUCGUUUUAUCAUUGUGGCCUUCGCUUCAGGGUCUUUCAUCGGUUCAGGUGCGCUUCGCCGUCGCCAUCGUAGUGUUAGCAUUGCACCUAUCCCUGGCCAUCUCACUUGGAGCGUACGCGUUCGAACCAACAGUCAUCGCCGUCACUCAACCUCCUAAUCCAUCUACCUUAAACAACUCAAUGUCGAUUAAGUAGGCGCGUUACAAGCUGUUAGACUGUUCGGUGUCUUCUGAGUCUGAUAUGCCCGAACGCUUUGGUACCGAUGCCAUGAACAGGUCUAAUGCGCAGGUUAUAGGAAGAAGAUGAAGGUGGAUGGAUCUAAUACAGAGCGUAUGCGUAAGAGCAUGCUUCGUGGAAGCGGAAAAACGACCUACGGAUAGAUUAUAAGUGUACGUAUAAACUAUAACAGUUAGUAAAGUCAUUAUGCGUACAUUUAUGAACUGAUAUCUAAAAGUAGGGAAGCGAAGUAAACGUUAAAGCUGAAGGAAACAAGUGGAAAUGUAUGAGGUACGGGUUACAUAUAUAUAAGUUAAAGAUUAAAAAUAAUAAGAUUUAAAGAAAUACGGUAUGGACUGUUCCUGCAACAGACCAUCAUAAAGAUAUAAGUGACGCAUAUGACACUACUCGGUUGAACGACUGAAGUCACACUGAAUUCUUAAAAAAAUAAAAGUAUAUCAGGAACAUUAAAUAAAUUAGUGGAACACUAA